Telopea speciosissima is the source of this 951-nucleotide messenger RNA. RefSeq names its product NADPH:quinone oxidoreductase-like. The transcript is spliced from 3 exons. The coding region runs from base 11 to 667 and encodes 218 amino acids. Lineage: Eukaryota; Viridiplantae; Streptophyta; Magnoliopsida; Proteales; Proteaceae. Gene Ontology annotation, molecular function: oxidoreductase activity; FMN binding. Gene Ontology annotation, cellular component: cytosol. The record is from RefSeq and is a predicted model, not a curated record.
UCCCCCAUAAAUGUGUUUCCAGCUUCCCAAGUUCACAGCACAGAGAGAGAGUAAGAAGCAGAGCAAAGGAGAGAAGCAAGAGAAAGAAGAAGCUAUGGUUCUCAAAGUUGCAGCUCUUUGCGGUUCUCUCAGGAAGGGUUCUUACCAUCUUGGACUUGUCAGAGCUGCACAACAAAUAUGCCAGGAUUCUAUCAAGGGAAUGGAAAUUGAUCUUGUAGAGAUUUCACAACUCCCUUUCAUCAAUACUGAUCUUGAGACCAAUGGGACUUACCCUCCGGUGGUUGACGCUUUCCGUCAGAAGAUUCUCGCUGCCGAUAGCAUUCUCUUUGCCUCACCGGAAUACAACUACUCGAUUACUCCUGCUUUGAAGAAUGCAGUCGACUGGGGAUCUAGACCUGCCAAUGUUUGGGCUGGUAAGCCAGCUGCCAUUAUAAGCACAGGAGGGGGUUUCGGUGGUGGAAGAUCACAUUACCAUUUACGCCAAGUUGGUGUUUAUGUUGAUCUACACUUCAUUAACAAGCCAGAAUUUUUCGUGCCUGCAUUUAACCCUCCACCAAAGUUUGACAGUGAAGGAAACUUAAUUGACUCAAUGAGCAAGGAGAUCCUACAGCAGAUGCUUGUAUCAUUGGAGGCAUUUACUUUGAAGCUUAGUGGUAAGGCUCAGUAAAUCUUUGCAACUCCGAAUCUCACUGAGUACUGAUACAGCUUGCGUCCUUUCCUCAGUGGCACCAUAGGAAAUCACAAAUGUUUGUUUUUUAGAAAUAUCUGUUUGACAGCGGCUGAUUCCAAACUGCCGUGGAAUGUUUUGGGUUGAAAUAAAGUAAUCUAAGUUACUCUUUUUUAAGAUUGGAGAUUUAAUUUAUGCUUGGAUUUUGCCCAGUAGAAUGCUGUCCUCAAUUUAUUCUCAGCAUACUUUUGCUAGAUCAUGUGGUAAUGUAAGUCUUCUAGUUU